ACUCUCUGAAAUCUUGGGACAAUCUGCAUGCGCUCAACUUCAGCGCAGAUCUGUUUCAGCAGGGUUGAGUAAAGAGCAGAGAGACAGUGAAAAAAACAGGGUUUAAAUGAACAGAGAAGGGUUCAGAUAGACAACAAAAGUGGGCCAAGAGAAAAAGCCAGAAAAACUUUCAAAAGCAGGGGAGAUAAAAGUGUAGAGAAAGUCAGGGUGAGAGACAGGCGGAGAGUAAAGGAAUAUAUUCAGUUCUAAAAAAGAAUGGGCUUCCUGGUGAGCAGUGCAGCUGCUUUUUUCUUAACCUCCCUGCUUGCUCUGCUCUUUGGACUUUCUUUGGUCCUGGGUCAGGAUUUAAGAGAGAGGGAUGCACUAUGCAAUGAGGAAGGUUGCUUUGUGGUCUACUUCCAACGCAAGACUUUUCUAGACUCAUGGAGGGCCUGCAAGGACAAAGGUGGCAACCUAGCUACAAUUAAACGCAAGGAGGAAGCUGCCACUAUUUCCACUCUCUUCUCCACUCUGGACUUGCGCCACUCACGCACCGAAAUAAGGGUAUGGAUUGGCCUGCAGCGCCAGCCUCGCCAAUGUACCACCACACGCCCACUGCGGGGUUUCUCAUGGACUACUGGUGACCAGGACACAGAGUAUACCAACUGGCAAAAAGAGGACUCCCCUAAUAUGUGCUCAGCGCCACGCUGUGUGGUUAUGGGCUACAGCACUCAAGAGCAGAAUGAUAACUUCAAAUGGCUGGAUGGGUCCUGCUCAGUCUCUGUAGAUGGGUAUCUUUGCCAUUAUACCUACAUAGGAAUGUGUCCUGCCUUGUGGAAUGAAGGGGCAGGCAAUGCCCUCUACACCACACCAUUUAACCUUCUAAGCACACUGCUAACCCAUUUACCCUUUGGAUCUGUUGCUACUGUGCCCUGCUCCGCAGGCACCAAGGAGGAACAGUCAGUUUUGUGUAUGCUGAAGGAAGAUGGCUCAGUGGGGUGGUCAAGAGAUUCCCCUCUCUGCUCCGAUCCACCCGUAUCACACAACGGGUGUGACCAGAAUAAUGGCGGAUGUGAGCAUUUCUGCAGGCCGGCCGGUGUUAACUUCUACUGUGAAUGUGAUGAUGGGUAUCAACUAGGAGACAAUGGGCAGAAAUGUGAGCUGUCUGAUGUUUGUCAAGGGGCCCCCUGUGAGUUUGAGUGCCUGCCUCUCUCAGAUGGGUACCGAUGUGACUGCCCUGAAGGAUACAUGCUUGCACCAGAUGACUAUGGCUGUCUGGAUGUAGACGAGUGCCUCCAGAGUCCUUGUGAGCAGCUUUGUGUGAAUGCUCCAGGGACAUUUGAAUGUCGAUGUCGGGAGGGUUACCAUCCAGAUGAUGAGGGUGAGUGUGAGGAUAAAGAUGAGUGUAUAAAUGACCCAUGUGAACAUGCCUGUGAGAACACUCAAGGCUCUCAUAUUUGCCACUGCCAUCUGGGUUUUUCCCCAGUGCCUGAGGACCCUAGCCGAUGCCAAGACACAGACGAGUGCCAGAUCCCCGGAACCUGCGAGCAGAUGUGUGUGAAUUAUGAGGGUGGAUUUGAGUGCUACUGCGAGGAAGGCUAUGAACUCAUGUCUGAUCACUAUUCAUGUCGCAAGAGAGGGGAUAGUGAUGACCAAUCUGCUGUGACCCCUCCUUUUCCUGGACCUGUAUGGCACCCUGCAGACUACGAAUGGAACCAGCAGCAGAGCCACACUGACUGGCCUCCAGAGGAUGAGCAAUCUCCGGACACGCUGACUGACCGACCCAGAGUUUUGGAUUCUGAUGUAAUUUGGGUCACCAGUGCCCCUCAGGAGGAACACCGCUUUGAUUUACCACUGGUCCAUCCGACACAGCAGGCUGAGGAAGAUGGGGAAGACAUAGCCAAUGAAGGAGCUGACGGGGGGUGGGGGCAGAGAUCUGAGUCUGAGCUGGAAGCUUUGCCAACCACCAUCUACACCACACCUCCACCCACCACCAGCUCCAGCACUACCCAAGACUGGUAUGAAGAGGAUGACGAUAAUGAGGAGGAGACCACCACAGCUCUCCAUUUCCGUUCCACUUCUACAAUCUCUGAGGGAGCUUGGAAUUGGUGGGCGGGGUUUAUCACUUCCAGCCAGAAACCAGGAAAUCCAGAGGAUUUAGCCACAGACCCCAACAUGCCUACGGAUUACCUUAGGGUAAACUAUCAGCUCCCAGAGGAGGAGUUAGGGGAGGAGCAAAAGGACUAUGUGGCGAUCACACACCAAGACCCAACGGUUCCCACCCAGCUUACUCCUUACCAGCCACCCCUGGGCGAGGGCUUAGAGACCGAUGACAUCCUAGAUUCUGUCCAGAAAGACAGGGGGCAGAAGCAGAGCAGCAUCUGGCUCCUGGUGGGCAUCCUAGUGCCCAUAUGCAUCUUUGUUGUAGUAAUGGUGGCGCUGGGCAUCGUCUACUGCACCCGCUGUGCUGUUCAUUCACGCAACAAGAAUGCCACUGACUGCUACCACUGGAUCUCUGGGGCUCAUGAUAAACAGGGAGCUCCAAACCCCUCAGCAGGGGUCAAGACCCAUGUUUAAACAGAGAAGAGAGAACAUUAAACAGACUCUGCUUCAGAGCUGGAGCCAGAUCCUGCAAAGAGCCUUGGAAAUCAAUGUACUGUUGGCAAAAGCAUCGUAAAGCGAACUUUGCUAUGAUCUCCUUUCCAUGCUAAAUCCUCAGGCUCAGUUUUCAUCAAUAGCAUAUCACUGUAGAUAACUUACUGUCAACUAUGUUAAUGGGAUUUAUGUGCAUUGUUAGCUCACAUCAGCAGUGAGUGAAAGAAGACUGUAAGCAAAUACCCCUUCAGAGAAAAGACAUUCUACAGUCACAUUAUAAUGCUGGGAAAGCAGUCAUUUGAAAUCACUGUUGAAUGUUUGAUAAGAGACCAAACCUUUAUUUGUAUAUAGUGGUUCUUUUGUAUUUAUGUUUGUUUCAUACUUGUCACCAAUGAAAUGUAACAAUUGUAAUAUUUCAAAGACAUACCUUUUUAUGGACCCCAUAAACCUGGUGAUAUGCAGAGGAAUGUCUGUCUGCACAUGGGAAUGCUUUUCCCUACUCAGUCCAGUUUUAGAGCACUUCUCCUUUCCUUGUCUUUUUCUGAAAAGAGGUUAAAGUGCAGAUGUUCACACUACGGAGGGAAUGUUGUAGGGGCUGGUGAUUGACAUUAGCUUUGGCCUUGGUCAUGAUAUGGCCAUCAGUCACCCUUCAUAACCCUAAUCCAUUAGUACAGCCCAAGGUUUUAUGGCCGUUGGAUAUCAUCCAGCUGUGUGAGGCUGCAGGUCAGUGUGACACCUUGCAUGCAUGCAACUUCAGAUAUUUUACAAUUCAAAAAAGACGACAUAUCCCAAAGACUGCAGAAUCUAAAAUUGUAAAUAACAUAUGGAAAGAAAGCUACGUGGAUUUCUUUGGAGAAGUGCUCAUUGGAUGUUGAGAAUUUUACAGACCAAAGAAAAAACGAUUAAUGAAUGCAAGGCACUUACAAGUUAAAACAUCUUUAAUUUAAUGGAUAACUGACUCUUUAAAAUUUGGGAAAACCAAGUGCCAUUCCAAAUUUGUCUUUAUUUUUUUAAUAGACUGUGAAAUAUAAGGAACAUCAGAUGUCUAUUUUUCUGUUAUAUGUUAAGAAAUUGUGAAUUAAAAACAUUGACAAGG
Molecule: messenger RNA, 3670 nt
Organism: Perca fluviatilis (European perch)
Lineage: Eukaryota; Metazoa; Chordata; Actinopteri; Perciformes; Percidae
Gene: cd248a
Product: CD248 molecule, endosialin a
Exons: 2
Coding region: 256-2556 (766 amino acids)
Biological process (GO): cell migration
Cellular component (GO): extracellular matrix; external side of plasma membrane
Molecular function (GO): extracellular matrix protein binding; calcium ion binding; extracellular matrix binding
Source: RefSeq, a predicted model, not a curated record